GAUAAAGCAGAGAUCAUAAGUCUUAGUGGAGGUGGGAGUUAUCACACAACACAGCGGCUUGAAAUAUUAUUCAUAUUUCAGAGAAUAGUCGACGACUAGUAUCGUUGAUAUUCAUACAUAUUUAUUCUAACACUGUGUCCAAUUAGAUAGGUUUUUCAAAAGCGCUUCAUAUUGUUUACCAAAGAAAUGGUGAUGGAGAAGCCAAGUUCCCUGCUGGUCGGCCGGGAGUUCGUGAGGCAGUACUACACACUGCUAAACAAGGCACCAGACUUCCUCCACAGGUUCUAUGGAAGGAACUCCUCCUACGUUCACGGUGGUCUCGACUCCAACGGCAAGGUGGCGGAAGCGGUCUACGGCCAAGCGGAGAUCCACAAAAAGGUGAUGUCCCUGCAGUUCAGCGAGUGCCACACGAAGAUCAGGCAGGUUGACGCUCACGCCACGCUGAACGACGGCGUGGUCGUCCAGGUGAUGGGAGAGCUGUCCAACAAUGGACAGCCAAUGAGGAAGUUCAUGCAGACGUUCGUGCUCGCCCCAGAGGGAUCUGUGGCAAACAAGUUCUACGUACACAACGACAUAUUCCGCUACGAGGACGAGGUGUUUGGCGACUCAGAGGCUGAGCUGGAUGAGGAGUCAGAAGAGGAGGUGGAGGAGGAGGCGGAAGAGAGGCCAGUGUCCCCAGAACCCCUGCAGGACAGCCCGAACAGCACCACCUACUACGAACCCCACCCUGUCUCUAACGGUGUAGAGGAGCCCAUGGAGGAGCCGGUGCCGGAGCCAGAGGUGGAGGGGGAACCAGAGCCCAAGACCGAGGAGGCCAAGCCCGAGGUGGAGGAGAAGGUUCUGGAGGAGGUGGAAAAGGCCCCCUCUCCGCCCCCCAUGGAGUCCCCACCCCACACCCAGGAGCCCCCCAAGGUGAGGUCCCCACCCCACACCCAGGAGCCCCCCAAGACCUUCUCCUGGGCCUCAGUGACCAGUAAGAACCUGCCACCCAGCGGAUCCGUUCCCGCCUCCGGGAUCUCGCCCCACGUUGUCAAGGCACCCAGCUCGCAGCAGCCCAGAGUGGAGGCCAAGCCAGAGGCCCAGACAGCCCCCAGCCGGCCCCGGGAUCAGCGCACGCGUGACAGACCGGCGUUCGUACCGCGGGGGGCCAGGCCUGAUGGUGUUGCGUCUUCAGAAUCACAAACGGGGAAACCACACUUCAGUUUUGUCAACAAAGGGCGUGGCGACUCUGAGUCGAGUGAGCUGGACAACAGAAGAGUGGUUCGCUACCCUGACAGCCACCAGCUGUUCGUGGGAAACCUUCCUCACGACAUCAUCGAGAGUGAGCUCAAGGAGUUCUUCAUGACGUUCGGUAACGUGGUGGAGCUGAGGAUCAAUACGAAGGGCGUCGGAGGGAAGCUGCCAAACUUCGGCUUUGUGGUGUUCGACGACUCCGACCCCGUGCAGAGGAUCCUGGGAGCCAAGCCCAUCAUGUUCCGGGGCGAGGUGCGUCUGAACGUGGAGGAGAAGAAGACCCGAGCGGUGCGUGAGCGUGAGACUCGAGGCGGCGGCGGUGACGAGCGCAGGGACAUGCGGCGUAGCGACAGAGGCCCCGGGGGGCCCCGCAGCAUCGUGGGCACCGGAGGAGGCAUGAUGCGGGACGGCAGGGGCCCGCCACCGCGUGGGGCCAUGGCCCCCAAACCUGGCCUGGGCUCCGGCAGGGGGGCAGGGGGGCAAGGCCAGGGUCAAGGAGAGGGCCGCUUCACCACCCAGCGCCGCUGAGGACAGCGCCCCUGCAGUUUCGGAAGUAGUACCACGUUCUUCAUCUGCUCUACCGCGUUCUCGUUAACGAUUUAAAAAAAAUAAGUCUACAUGUAUAAACGUAUAUACUUUUGUUUUGUUUUUUUGUUGAGAAAUUUUAUUUUUUAUUUCUUUCCCUUUUUCUUGGGUUUUUUGAAAUGUGACGACAUGUCAAGUUUCUUCUGUGGAUGAAACCAAGAUGAGCAAAACAGUUUGGCUGUUUUCUUUCUGUGUUCUGGUCUCACGAGCAGUGUGUCCUGUUUCAAAAACAUUCAUUUGUAAAUUUGAGGAAAAAUAAAACGUCAGACCAACCAGGACUGAUCCUCAUCAAGAGACUGGACUGAUCUGCCUCCCCUGCCCACAGGUCCACCAUUUGGAUAAGAGAUUAUAUCCCUUGAUUAGCCAGGGGCGCUACUUCACAAAAAUCCCUCUCGUGCACAUUUUUAUAGAUGGUGGUUUCUCUACCCAGUGACUGUUGGGGUGGGGGGGGGGGUGCAGUUUGAGGGAGAAAAGCAGAUGCGUGUUUUGUUCCUUUUGUUUGGAAAGAACACUGCUUCAAAACAGAGUUGCUUGAUGCUCUCAUCAGCGGGCCGAGAGGGGGCACCCUUCGUUCACACUGGUGUCGUGGAACGCAGGAACAUCUGGGGGUGGGGGGGCUGUCUGCUCUGAUCAAUGAGCUCUCUCCUUUCUACCCAGAGAAACACUUCAAUAUUUACAAGACAACAGCCAACCAACCCUACCAGAAACACCACUGACCCUAACCAGAAACGCCACUGACAUGUGACUUCUUUACUUCCUCCCCUCCCCCUCCACUUUUCUUUUCAUUAAUUGAAAUAAAAGCUCUCAAACUGGACUUUACUUUAGAACAUUAGGCUGGGGGAGCGGGGGGGUGAAGCUGAGGAAGUGACUUCUCAUCUUCGUUUGUUGAUGUUUAUUGUUUCUCUCUUCUGCUCCAUCUGUGAUACCAUGAUCCUGGGACGGCUCCUCCUCUUCCAACACCAUCUGAACCUGGAACAGAAUAAAUGUACAAAUCAUAGUUUACUGUAUGUUUGUUUUUGGUUUUUAGUUUUUUUUUCAACUUGAUAUAAAAAAGCAUGAUGGUG
Molecule: messenger RNA, 2882 nt
Organism: Osmerus eperlanus (European smelt)
Lineage: Eukaryota; Metazoa; Chordata; Actinopteri; Osmeriformes; Osmeridae
Gene: g3bp2a
Product: G3BP stress granule assembly factor 2a
Exons: 13
Coding region: 187-1761 (524 amino acids)
Cellular component (GO): cytosol; ribonucleoprotein complex
Molecular function (GO): mRNA binding
Source: RefSeq, a predicted model, not a curated record